CUAUGGAUUUGUUUCCUUUUUUAAUGACGUGGAUGUCCAGAAGAUAGUAGAAUCACAGAUACAUUUCCAUGGUAAAAAGCUGAAGCUGGGCCCUGCAAUCAGGAAACAAAAAUUAUGUGCUCGUCAUGUGCAGCCAUGUCGUUUGGUAUUUAAUCCUCCUCCUCCACCACAGUUUCGGAAUGUCUGCAGUAAUCCAAAUGCUGAAAAUUACCUGCAGCCCCCAAUAACGCUGAAUCCUGUAACUCAGUACGUUCAGGAAGAAAAAUGUGAUUUCAAAGGUGCUUUGAGCACCCUGGCGUUAGGGAAGAGGAUUAUAACCCUUUUUACAGAAGGAGCUGUGACAUCUGAGCAAUCUGCUGCUGCAAAUUCUGAGACUUCAAACUCAACCAUCUCCAGAGAGGCCAACACCCAGUCUGCAUCAGCUGCAGCUAGCCAAGGCCAUGUUUUACCAGAAGGCAAAAUCAUGCCAAACACUGUUUUUGUUGGUGGAAUUGAUAAUAGG
This is a messenger RNA of Piliocolobus tephrosceles (Ugandan red Colobus), 502 nucleotides long. RefSeq names its product deleted in azoospermia-like. Gene Ontology annotation, cellular component: cytoplasm. Gene Ontology annotation, biological process: 3'-UTR-mediated mRNA stabilization; positive regulation of translational initiation. The transcript has 5 exons. The record is from RefSeq and is a predicted model, not a curated record. Gene Ontology annotation, molecular function: translation activator activity; mRNA 3'-UTR binding. The annotation marks the transcript as partial. NCBI's taxonomy places the organism in Eukaryota, Metazoa, Chordata, Mammalia, Primates, Cercopithecidae.